AUGCGUCUUCGCGAGCGUGAGAAUGAAGAGCGAUGCGCAAUGCGCAAACACGAACUUGUUCUGGAGUUACUGCGACAGCGCAAGUCGGUCAAGGACAUCGAGAAGUUUAUCACAGAGAACGGCUGA
Molecule: messenger RNA, 126 nt
Organism: Phytophthora nicotianae INRA-310
Lineage: Eukaryota; Oomycota; Peronosporomycetes; Peronosporales; Peronosporaceae
Exons: 2
Coding region: 1-126 (41 amino acids)
Source: RefSeq, a predicted model, not a curated record